Drosophila biarmipes is the source of this 1712-nucleotide messenger RNA. RefSeq names its product protein spaetzle 5 (gene spz5). The coding region runs from base 389 to 1567 and encodes 392 amino acids. NCBI's taxonomy places the organism in Eukaryota, Metazoa, Arthropoda, Insecta, Diptera, Drosophilidae. Gene Ontology annotation, cellular component: extracellular region. The transcript has 6 exons. The record is from RefSeq and is a predicted model, not a curated record. Gene Ontology annotation, biological process: central nervous system formation; regulation of Toll signaling pathway; innate immune response. Gene Ontology annotation, molecular function: growth factor activity; Toll binding.
CCGCUCAGUUGGCUACGAGCUGCCGCCGUGAGCAUUGGCAAACGCGUGAAACGGAAAAAACGAAACCGAACUCGAAAACCCCAAACCCCAAGCCGAAAAAUAUAAUUUGAAAUCUCCGCGCUGCUCUUCGGUACGUGUUAAGUUUUUUAAUUAGUCAAGUUUUCAAGUGAGUGCGGUGGCAAAAAGAGAAAAUAAUUCACAAAAAUACAAAAAGCAAAGCUCAACACCCUAGGGUAGUGCACAAAAAGGUUAACAAAAAACCCGUGGAGCAAAAGAUAAAAGCAAACAUUAAACCCCUCAGUAGAUUUCAGAGUUGGCGACUUGAAGACAGUUGCUGAAUCGCAAUCGAGUCAAAUGCAAAUGCAAAUCGACGGCGAAUGAAUUGACAAUGACAAAGAGUAUUAAACGUCCGCCCCCUUUUAGUUGUAAACGAGUUCUCCUUACCUAUGUGAUAUUAGCUUAUACAGUAGCCGCCCACAGUUCGCCCCCGCCAUGUGGCCUCUAUGGAGCGCCGCCUUGCCAGUUCCUCCCGGCGCCACCUGGACAAACGCCCACCUGUGCCCGUCCUGGGAAGACGUACUGCGAACACGCCGAUAACUAUCCCACGUAUCUCAUCAAGAGCCUCGUCCGAAAGUGGGGCUAUGAGGCCAGCACAUUGCUGGUGGAUGAAACCUGGGAGGAUUUCGCGGCUGUGGCGUGGCACGAUACUCCCGUCUUCUACGAUCCCAAGUCCAUUUUCCCGCCCCGCGAUCCCAGUGCCCAGGACUUUAAUGGAUAUAGUUAUCAGACCCCAUUUGGGGGGAAUCCCCAGAGGGUGAGUGGCGGGGGCAACCCCCUAUUCGUCAGCAGUCCCUCUACGGAAGCGCCAACGUAUCUGCUCUACACCUCUUCGGGUGGAGGUCAUCGCUCCGGUCAGCGUUACAAUUCCCAUGGAGGUGGCACCUCAUCCUCCGGCGGACACUUGUUCUUCAAUCAGGCCGGCAAGUCGACUCCCUACAACGCCACGCUCUGGCUGAAGCGGUUGGUCAGGGAUCUCAGUCGGAAGCAAAGGCAAGUCGAAGAGGAGGUGGAGGAGGAGGUGGUGGAGGAGGACGAGCAGGCUCAGGAGGAGGAUAAGGAGGAGGAAGAGGCGGAGGAUGAGCCGGCCCAGGAUCAUCCGCAGAGCAAGCGCGAUAUCUCACUCAACAUGGAUCUCUUGGAUAUUAUAGGCGUUGAUGCCCCCAAUCCGCUUAAGAAGCGCUCGAGGACGAAGCGCCAGAGUCCGGGGCGCUCCACUCUCUGCCAGACGACCUCGCAGUUCAUCACCCCUCAGGCGGCGCUGAAUAGCCGCGGAAACUGGAUGUUCGUGGUCAACGAGCAGAACACUGCCCGCCAAAUGGUCAAGGCGGAGCUCUGUGCCUCGAACACCUGCUCGAACCUGUGCGAAUUGCCCAACGGCUACAACUCGAGAUGCGAGCAGAAGUUUGUGCAAAAACGCCUAAUUGCGCUCCAGGGCAACGGGCAGAAUCUGUACCAGGACACGUUCUGGUUUCCCAGUUGCUGUGUCUGCACGAUAGCCGCCAAUUAAACGGACGAGGAAGCAGGACACCACAUCCUCGGCGGCUAUUCAUUUUGGCAAAUUCAUAUCUGAUAACUAAAUGAUACGAAAGCACACACACACAACACCCCCACAAAAACACAAAACACAAAAAACACUCAAUAUCUCUCUCUCA